GAAGUACAGAAGUUGAAUCAGCAACUAGAGGAGAAGAAUGGAGAGAUACAGCAGCUGAUAAAUCAGCCUCCAUAUGAAAAGGAGAGAGAAAUCUUACGACUUCAGAAGAGCUUAGCAGAGAGAGAGAAGGCUCAGGCCACCAGUGAUGUUUUGUGCCGUUCACUCACUGAUGAAACUCACCAACUUCAACGCAAAUUAGCAUCCACAGCAGAAAUGUGUCAACAUCUGGCAAAAUGUCUAGAAGAGAAGCAAAGAAAAGAGAAGGGGAAUUCAGAUGACCAGAUACCUACUGAAAGAUCUAAUCAGUUAGAGCUUUUAGACAAUGAAACUUCACUUCAAGCUCUUAUCUGCAACCUACAAGAUGAAAACAGGAUGUUAAAGCACAAAGUAGCUCACGUGGAAGACCUAAAUGCAAAAUGGCAGAAAUAUGAUGCGAGUAGGGAUGAGUAUGUGAAGCGACUCCACUUGCAGCUAAAAGAGAUGAAGUCACAACUGGAGCAGCAGAACGGUGUAACUUCAGCACAAACAAAUUCUGACCUGAUGCACAAGGAGAUAUUCCGGUUAAACAAGCUACUGGAAGAAAAAAUGAAUGAAUGCAUAAAAACAAAGAGAGAAUUAGAAGAUGUGAAGAAGGCUAGUGCAGGAGAUAAUGAGCGCAUACAAAUGCUGGAGCAACAGGUCCUAGUUUAUAAAGAUGAUUUCACAUCUGAGAGAUCAGAUAGAGAACGAGCACAGAGUAAAAUACAAGAGCUUCAGGCAGAAGUUGCAUGUCUGCAACACCAGCUGGCAAGAAGACAGGACUCAAGAGACACAAGUAGUCAUUUCAGAGUUCACAUUGGUAACCAAAAUCAUAUGUACGUACAGACGAACGUUGAACACCUACGAGGCAAUAGCCAGGUCAAACGGGCACAAGAAGAACAUCUUCACAGUGUGAACAAGCUUCUCCUGCGGACAAUGGGAACUCAGGAUCCGAGGGCAGGGCACAGGGUGAACUUAGAUGCCCUCAUUGUAUGA
Messenger RNA from Cariama cristata (Red-legged seriema), 1014 nucleotides. RefSeq names its product TNFAIP3 interacting protein 2 (gene TNIP2). The record is from RefSeq and is a predicted model, not a curated record. Gene Ontology annotation, biological process: cellular response to lipopolysaccharide; regulation of transcription by RNA polymerase II. NCBI's taxonomy places the organism in Eukaryota, Metazoa, Chordata, Aves, Cariamiformes, Cariamidae.